Molecule: messenger RNA, 999 nt
Organism: Notolabrus celidotus (New Zealand spotty)
Lineage: Eukaryota; Metazoa; Chordata; Actinopteri; Labriformes; Labridae
Product: olfactory receptor 142-like
Exons: 1
Coding region: 1-999 (332 amino acids)
Biological process (GO): G protein-coupled receptor signaling pathway
Cellular component (GO): membrane
Molecular function (GO): G protein-coupled receptor activity; olfactory receptor activity
Source: RefSeq, a predicted model, not a curated record
AUGAACUCCUCUCAGGUUUCUUAUUUCACCCUUGCUGCUUACUUUGACCCGGGUGUGUUUGGGUCCUUGUUCUUCGUGGUCAUCCUGUCUUUAUAUGUCUUUAUUCUCCUCUCUAACUCGUUCCUCCUGGUGGUGAUCGGUCUGAACCGGAGCCUCCAUGAACCCAUGUACCUCUUCCUGUGCAGCCUGUUUGUGAACGAGCUGUACGGCAGCACGGCUCUGUUCCCUCUGCUCCUGGUCCAGGUCCUCUCUGAGGUCCACAGUAUCCCCGCUCCGCUCUGCUUCCUGCAGGUUUUCUGCGUGCACUCGUACGGCGCCGUAGAGUAUUUGAACCUGGCCGUCAUGUCGUAUGACCGGUACCUGUCUAUCUGUCACCCUCUGCAGUAUAACACCCGGAUGACCUCGAGGCGGGUCGGCGUGCUGGUGGCGUUGACGUGGGUUUACCCGUGUGUGGCGAUGGUCGUGUUGUUGUCUCUGAGCUCUCCUCUGAAGCUGUGUGGGAACACCAUCCACAAAGUGUACUGUGACACACACUCGGUGGUGAAGCUGGCGUGUUCCGACACGGCUGGGAUCAACCUCUACGGCCUCCUCGCCACCUUCAGCACCAUCUUUGGAUCUUUAGUCCUGAUCCUCUACACGUACUCCAGGAUCCUGUUAGUCUGCUUCUCUGGAUCCAAGCAGACCCGGCAGAAAGCCUUCAGUACCUGCACCCCUCACCUGGCCUCCCUGUUGAACUUCACCUUCGGGGCGUGCUUCGAGAUCUUACAGAGUCGCUUCGAUAUGACCAGAGUCCCAAACAUCCUGAGGAUCAUCUUAUCCUUGUACUUCCUGACGUGUCAGCCGCUCUUUAACCCCGUCAUGUACGGACUCAAGCUCACCAAGAUACGGGUGCUCUGUAAAACUCUGAUCUCAGAGGCCUCCCAGACUGUGAGGUCCUCCAGCAUCUGGUCUUACUUCUGUCCCAGGUCCAGAACCGGAGCUUCAUCUGUGCAGGGAUGA